Messenger RNA from Physeter macrocephalus (sperm whale), 4941 nucleotides. RefSeq names its product olfactory receptor 10J3-like. The record is from RefSeq and is a predicted model, not a curated record. The transcript has 4 exons. Gene Ontology annotation, cellular component: plasma membrane. Lineage: Eukaryota; Metazoa; Chordata; Mammalia; Artiodactyla; Physeteridae. Gene Ontology annotation, molecular function: olfactory receptor activity; G protein-coupled receptor activity. Gene Ontology annotation, biological process: G protein-coupled receptor signaling pathway; detection of chemical stimulus involved in sensory perception of smell. The coding region runs from base 153 to 1082 and encodes 309 amino acids.
AGCCACAGCUCCAGCAUGCCAGAGCUUGGAAGGAUGGGCCUGGAGUCGGAUUACAGCUGCUCCAAGACCAGCAGAGCACUCCGGCUCAAAUCAAAGCCCGAUCGGUGAGUGGCAAGUGAAAAGAAGCUCAGAGCUCCCACUGAUUCUGCAUUAUGGUCACUGUUCCUCACUGGAUGCUUAGAGGGCUAAAUCAAGAGUGUUGGAGGAGGAACUAUAGAGCUGGGCUUCUUCCUGGACCUGGACUCACCUCUUCAAUGGCUAGACCUAGACCUCCCUCAGUGCUAAAGCCAAACUCCACUGCUGUGACUGAGUUCCUUUUUGAAGGUUUCCCCAGCUUUGGGUGGCAGCACAGGCUUGGUUUCUUUGUUGUCUUUCUAACUUUGUACCUGCUGACUCUCUUUGGCAACGUCAUUAUUGUGACUGUUAUUCACCUGGACCGUCACCUCUAUACUCCCAUGUACUUUUUCCUGAGGAUGCUUUCCAUCUCUGAGACCUGCUACACUGUGGCCAUCAUUCCCUGUAUGCUUUCUAGCCUCCUGAGUCCUCAUCAGCCCAUUUCUAUCCAAGGCCGUGCCACUCAGCUCUUCUUCUGUCUCAUCUUUAGUAUCAAUAACUGCUUCCUGCUCACAGCCAUGGGGUAUGAUUGCUAUGUGGCCAUAUGCAACCGACUACAGUAUUCAGUCAUCAUGGAUAAAGAGUCCUGUAUCCAGUUGGCAUCUGGGUCCCUGGGAAUUGGCCUGGGUAUGGCCAUUGUCCAGGUAACAUCUGUUUUUGGCCUGCCCUUUUGUGACGCCUUUGUCAUCUCUCACUUCUUCUGUGACAUGAGACCCCUGCUGAAGCUGGCCUGCACAGACACCACUGUCAAUGAUAUCAUCAACUUUGUUGUCAAUGUUUUUGUCCUUGUUCUACCCAUGGGCUUGGUCUUCAUCUCCUAUGUCCUCAUUGUCUCCACCAUCCUCAAGAUUGCUUCAGCUGAGGGUCAGAAGAAGGCCUUUGCCACCUGCGCCUCCCACCUCAUCAUCCACUAUGGAUGUGCCUCCGUCAUUUACCUGAAGCCUAAGUCCCAGAGUUCCCUGGGGUAGGACAGACUCAUCUCAGUGACCUACACUGUCAUCACUCCUCUGCUGAACCCCGUCGUGUACAGCCUGAGGAAUAAGGAAGUCAAAGAUGCUCUGUGCAGAGCCAGGGGCAAAAGGCCCUCUCCUCUCAGUGAGGAGGUCGUUGAAGGCCUUUUCUUACAUUUUGUAAAUAUGUAUUAAUUUUAAUGCUGUAUCAAUAAUACCUUUAAGUUUGGGAUCAAGAAGAAUAGACUAAAUUGAAUUGGGUGCUAAAACUGGAGACUUCCAUUUGAGGUAGACAUGGUUCUCUGUGUCCUCCUUUAGAGAGGAUAGAAAAUGACUUGGCAUACACUUAAGAAUAUAGGGGAAAGAUUUACCUGCCUGGGUCACUCAUACCUAUGUUCUGUUACACACCCAUGCACACAUCUACAUAUGCCCUGAGAAUAUAUUGGGUUAUACAACUCCAGUAAAGCACAAAAUCCAGCAAGGUUCUAGAAAGCUAAUGAACAAAGUGUUUGGAAACCACCUCAGAAAAACCUCUGUUGUUGUUCUUCAGGGUGUAUGAGUAAUUUAUGCAAAAUUUUAACAAAUAAGUGUGGAGACACAUGCAUGUCCUUUUCUAUGGAUAUUGAAGGCUUUCUUGUAAUCUGUUUUUGCUGCUUACUAAUAUCUCAUCACAGCCUGAGGACUCUUCAGAAGGCCAAAAAAAAACACACAACAACAACACUCCCCAAUUGGAUAGAACUGCCCUAACUGACCAUUCCUGGAAAUGAGGAGUACAAAUGUGGGAAAGCAAAAAAUCAUCAGCUACUAGAACACAGAAGUGGGUUGUCCAUAGUCCCAAGAUGCCUAGGUGAGAAAACUCCAAUUUGGAAAGGAGAGCAUGCUGAACAGUUCAAUGCUUUUCACAUCUCCAGCGCAGGAGUGAAAGAGGAUGGAGGCUGGAAGAAGCCAAGCAAAAUCAUAGUUCCUUUUGCAGGGUAGACCUAAAUCUUUGAAAUAGUGUUAUAAAUGUAAGCACUUUAACUACAACUUCUGAAAUUAUUUAUUAAUGAGCAGAAGUCUGAAGCUUGACUUAAUGAAAAAGUUUUCCAGUAAGUUUCUAAGCUGUCAGAGGUUAAUCUUCAGAAAUUUCUUAUUAGACACUGCCAACUUAAAACCUGAGGUAAAAAACAGCAUUUCAUGUUUGAGCAUCACAGAAAGUGAAGGCUUAUGCCCUGGUCCUCUCUCCCUCAUCCUUUCACUCCACUCUGGCCUUCUAUACUGAAGAACAGGUAUAACCUGAGUUUGAAACCCAGUUCUUGCAGUCUCCAGAAUCCAGCUGAUCCCAUGGGGUGAUGCUGCAGAGGCAAGUUAUCACUUGUAAGAGUGACAUGAAGUUAGCUGGGUGCUGAGGAUAGGACAAGCCAGUGGAAAUUGACAGAUCUUCUAAGUCAAGUUAACAUGUCUUGCUUUGCCAAGAAACACUGGCGUGUGCUAUCUGACCAGAGAUAAAAGGUAUCUUUGCCUUUGUGACCAGAUUUCUAGAAAUGAUAGUCAGUUUGUUUCUGUUAGGAUAGCCAAGGAUAGCCAAAAAAGCAGUUAAAUUUUUUUUUUCAUUGUGUUCUGCUUAGUCUAGAUAAAGCUGUUAGGUAAAGGUCUGCUGACCAGUGUCAGUUUCUGAUAAGGCACCAGAUAGGGACUUGGGCUUGGUAACUAACUGUCCAGGGCUGGGUAGACAAGUUAAGGCAGGGAGACAAUACUACUUUCUGAGUUUCUCUGAGCACCCAGGCUGGCGAGUACCUCUGCUAUUCUCAGCAUAAAGCUCCCAUCUCUGACUUCAAGGAGAUGCUCUUUUUCUCCCAUUUCCCAUUUAAUGAGAAGAGAGAAAGAGCAGAGCUUUUCUUCAAGUACUCAAUUUCCCAGAAUACAAGGUGUAUCUUUUGUCCGAAUUUCUACUCUUGAGGUAGCCAAGGAAAUUUGUCUUCCAUUGGCCACUAGUAGGGAGCUACCAACUUGAUUUUCAAAAACCAAUCCUAAUUAUUGGGAGUUUGUGACAUUUUGUAGCAGACAAUUUGGAAGAGCAAUCAUGGGAAAUAAAUUUGCUCUAUGGACUGGCCUAGACCAAUCUGGUAAGAUAUUGGAGGUAACAGAGGAAGCCCCAAGGGUGAAGCUGGGGUGAAUUAUUUCUAUUCUAAUCAUUUGUAUAACAUCCAUACUUCCUCUCUGGCACAGAUAGACUUUAUGUAUAUUAAAAUAAAAAACACCUUUAUAAAUGCCAUAUUUUGGGGGUCCACAAAAUACUCAAGACCUCACUGUGUGUUCCACAUUCCCUAUGGAACAGAUGUAUGAAUAUCAGGAAGAAAAAAUGUGGAAAUAAAUGGUAGACAUAAGUCUGAUAUGAACCUGAAAUUUAGAUACAUGGGAGAGCACAAUGAAGGGAGAGACCACUGUGUAGAGGAUGAAGGAGAAAUUCACACCGGAGCUUUUUUGGGAAUGUGUUCUGAGCCUUUGUGCUGGAGAGUCACCACAUAGAACUGCCUUCCCACGUAAUGAAGGACAAAAUGGGCUCAAAGUAAGCUUAGAGACCACCUAGUCCAAACGCCCCUUGUUACAAAGAAGAAAUGAAAUCUCAGAGACUGGCAAGAACUUGCUUGCCGCAGUCACACAGCUGGUUAACAACAGCUCGAACUUCCAGGUUUGUGCUCUGUCCAUAGCCCUUGCAAGCUGGGAGUGAGGAUGAAAAUGGAGGUAAAAGUGAAUUGGAGGUAAAGUGAAAAUAGAAGUAAAAGUCACUCAGAGACUCAGAAAAUCCCUCAGAAGAUGUAUCUGAAGCUUAUAAAGCCUCGACUUUCUAUCCAUGUUCAGUCUCUCUCAAUUCUUAACUCUGGGUCACUUGGCCUCAGACCAAAUAAAGGAGGAAGUAACUUGCCCUCUAGCCUGAUGCAUAGCUGUGUGUUAAACACUGUGAGACAAGAUGUUGUUAAUGAAUGUUCUGUAAGACUGUGGUCUCAAGGCUAUAACUUCUAACAGACCUCCUAUCUUUCCUUAAAGGUAGGGAAGUGUCCAGGAACAACACCAAGGAGCUUCCUGUAGGGACUUUUCCUGGCCUAUGGUUGCAGGAAAAAUCUCUUCUCCACUCACCAGGCUUCUUUACACAAAGCCAAGUGCCAAGGCCGUUCCCUGAGAAUCUGGUCAUUUCCUAUCUCUCUGAAAUGAUUUUUUAAAAAAGGGACAGUGUUAAGGAGGUUCAUACUAGUGUUGAGGCUUCGGGUGGGCUGCCCCUAAAUAUGCCACAAUGACAUAUUGAUUAUUUUGAAUUAAAGUUACUUAAGAAUCAGAGAUGGAUGGAUUGGGAGUUUGGGAUUAGCAGAUGCAAAUUAUUAUAUAUAGAAUGGAUAAACAACAAGGUCCUGCUGCAUAGCACAGGGAACUAUAUUCAAUAUCCUGUGAUAAACCAUAAUGGAAAAGAAUAUGAAAAAGGAUAUAUCCUCAUAUUUUUUCUUAUUCUUUUCCAUAUAUAUUUCUAUCUUCCUGAAAGUAGGAAAUAAGUCUCGCACAUGAGAGGUAUACUCCUUGCAUCUGGAGGUAGAAGGACACCCUUAUUGCCAGAGAGAGGGAAUUCGGGGCUUAGAAGCCUAUAUAAACAAACCUUGUUACUUAUUUUAUUUACCACCUCAAGCCCAAACUCUGUUUAGAUUCUUCACGAAUUGAGCACCCCAAUACUAAGCUUCUUUGUCCUGUCAAUUCCUCUCAAAUGUGUCAUUUCUUUGUCUAAAAAGUAUAAAAGCUGCCUGCUUUGACCACUUUUUAGGUCCCAUUUCUAUGAGACCUCUGUGCACAUGAAUUAAAAAGUAUUUCUUUUUCUCUUGCUAAUUUGUCUUGUGUAAAUUUUAUUAUUAGU